Molecule: messenger RNA, 924 nt
Organism: Fusarium redolens
Lineage: Eukaryota; Fungi; Ascomycota; Sordariomycetes; Hypocreales; Nectriaceae
Exons: 4
Coding region: 1-924 (307 amino acids)
Source: RefSeq, a predicted model, not a curated record
AUGGCGGAGAUGGCUACAAUUGAUGUACUGGGAACAAUGCACAGACAGGCAUUUGUGCAAUCUUUGUUGAGAGUAAUUGAAACAGACGUUGCGGAAACAACUUUCGCAGAGAUAAUUGAUGGGAUUCCUACGAUUGACUCAUAUCGAGACUUCCACUGGCCUCAAGAUGGCCAUCCUGCCACUCAACAUCUUGACCUUUGCCCGGGCAUGAUUGAAAAAGCUUGCCAGUUACGUUCCGACUUUCCUCCCACGAGAUUGAGCUUCCAACUACCGUUACUACGUACUUUUGAAGAGACCACAAUAGAAUCACGGCCAUUCCACUUACGACUGUUUGAGCUGUUGGCUGUAUCCAUUCACCAGAUCGCCGUAUACUUAUAUCAACAAGAUGACUCACCACGCGAUGCCAGUAAAUGGGAUGGGUAUCGACACCCGACAGCCUUCUGCCACAGCCUUUAUAUCGAGGUUGAGCGAUACCUGAACGGGGACGCUGAUACCGUUGGAUACUGGGCUGAAGCAAAGGUAUUUGGCGGGGUCUUGGUAUUUGACCGGGGAGCAUCAGAAACAGAGGGAGACGGGCAGGCGUCACAGAGUCCUCUUCCGUUUACUGCAACGUCUGAGAAUCGUUGGCGAUGGGAUAUCUGGGACGCCAUGGCCCAUUUUCACGUAUUUCGCGACAGAUGCGAGCGAUCCGUCAAACCAACUCAACCAACCGGUUGUGCCAAGUCUGCUGUAGACUGGCCAGAGAUAGCUGACGAGUUGUAUCUGAUUGGUGCAAUGCACGAUUAUUGGGAUGGUCAGCCAGUAGACAAGAAUGAGGUUCGGGCAGCUCUGGAGCGGUUACAACAGAUCACUCCGUCUUCGCCUGUUUGGCCAAACAGGAACGCACAUUCAUGGACAACUAAUCUUCUUGAACAGACUUUAUAA